This is a messenger RNA of Aspergillus bombycis, 1752 nucleotides long. RefSeq names its product FAD-binding oxidoreductase. Gene Ontology annotation, biological process: lactate catabolic process. The coding region runs from base 1 to 1752 and encodes 583 amino acids. Gene Ontology annotation, molecular function: D-lactate dehydrogenase (cytochrome) activity; D-lactate dehydrogenase (NAD+) activity; FAD binding. Lineage: Eukaryota; Fungi; Ascomycota; Eurotiomycetes; Eurotiales; Aspergillaceae. The transcript is spliced from 4 exons. The record is from RefSeq and is a predicted model, not a curated record. Gene Ontology annotation, cellular component: mitochondrion.
AUGCGAGCACUUUCCCGCCUACCACGGGGUUUCCCCGCAAAUCCCCGCGUACUCCAUCGCCGACCCACACUCCCACAGCCGGAAGUCUGCCAACGCUCGAGGAUCGCGCGGUUGAAUAGCUCAAGUUCGAGCGGCAAUGAUCGUGAAAAAUGUGGGGAUGCUGCAAAACCCGAGCCUUCUGCUGAUUCAUCAAAUCCUUGGACCGCGAGUCGAACGCUCCUUGUCUCUGCCCUGGCCGCCGGAUUCAGCUACGCCUACGCAACCUCAAACAAUAAGCCCCAACUGGAGAGUCUGAAGCAACCUCAGUAUGGGUCCACAGAAGAUCUUAAGAAGGUGGGAGCAUUCACAGAGUUACUCUCCGAUGCCAUUGUCGAAUUAAGAGCCAAGUUGGGCGAUGAGGCUAUUAGCACAGAUGAGGACGACCUUCAGGUACACGGAUUCUCGGAGUGGUCUAGUGUCAACGCGGACCGGUUCCCUGUUGCUAUAGCGUAUCCGAAGAGCACGGAGGACGUCGCGGAGAUUGCCAAAAUUUGUCACAAAUACAAAAUGCCAAUGAUUCCCUAUUCAGGAGGUUCCAGUCUUGAGGCCAAUUUUUCUGCUGUCCAUGGCGGCCUAACGAUUGAUUUUAGCUCAAUGAACAAAAUACUGGAGCUUCAUAAAGACGAUAUGGAUGUGGUCGUCCAACCGUCCAUUCAAUGGAUGGAUUUGAACGAAAAAAUUAAGGACUCUGGCCUCUUCUUUCCUGUUGAUCCCGGCCCUUCAGCGAUGAUCGGCGGAAUGAUUGGAACCAAUUGCAGUGGGACCAAUGCAGUGAGGUAUGGUACAAUGAAAGAUUGGGUCAUUAAUCUUACAGUUGUUCUUGCAGAUGGGCGCAUUGUGAAGACGCGCAGACGUCCGCGCAAGACUUCUGCUGGCUACAACUUGACGGGCAUGUUCGUAGGGUCUGAGGGAACGCUUGGUAUAGUCACCGAGGCGACUCUCAAAUUGACACCGAUCCCAGAGGAAACUCGUGUCGGCGUCGUCACAUUCCCUACAAUGCGCGACGCUGCAUCUACUGCCAUGCUACUGAUACGAAAAGGUAUCCCUGUGCAGUGUAUGGAAAUUUUGGACGAUGUUCAGAUGGACGUUAUUAACCGUGCUGGCGGUACGGGGCGAAGUUGGAAAACGCUACCUUCGUUGUUUUUCAAGUUCUCUGGCACAAGCGCUGGUGUUCUCGACAGUGUUAACUUAACCAGAGACCUGGCAAAAGAAAACCACGCCGAAUCCUUUGAAUUUGCCCGAGAUGAGCGGGAGGCGCACGAUUUAUGGUCGGCACGAAAACAGUCGUUGUGGAGCAUGCUAGCGUUAAAAAAGGAAGGCUCGCAAGUAUGGUCUACUGAUGUCUCAGUGCCGAUUUCAAGACUUCCUGAUAUUAUUGAAACCACGAAAAAGGAAUUGGAUGAUCUUGGGAUUUUCGCCAGUGUCCUCGGCCAUAUCGGUGACGGAAAUUUCCACACAUGUAUUCUCUAUAAUCGCAAGGACCCGGAGGAGACAGAGCGCGUAGAGAAGUUUGUUUAUGACAUGGUGGAUCGUGCUCUUGAGAUGGAGGGCUCUUGCACUGGUGAACAUGGUGUUGGGCUGGGCAAGAAAAGGUCUCUUCAGAAGGAGCUUGGCCCAGAGACCAUUGAUGUUAUGCGCAGCUUCAAAAAAGCUCUAGAUCCGCAUUGGCUCUUGAACCCGGGUAAGAUUUUCGACUUUGAGGAUGAAAGGUGA